AUGAUACCACCCGAUGAUUACAUGGAGGUAGAAGUAGCGCAUGAGGAAGAUGACCAAGAAUUGAUAGAAAUAGAAGAUUUUUCAGAUGACUCAAGUAACGAUAGUGGUAUGGACAACGAAGUGAUUGAAUUAGUAAAGCAUGGAUUAUUAGUGAGAAAGACACAUUUGUGUAUUGGUUUCAAAGAGAAUAUGGAGCAAACGAUAAGAGAUCUGGACGAGCAAGCCGCCCGGCUGAUUACGCGAGAAGACUUUAUCGCGUGGGAAGAGCGUGUCGACGAAUUCAUCGAUUCGUUCGAUGUGCAGAGUCGAAAUCCGCGAUUAUCGAUCGAGGGAGGAGGGUCCGCAAGUGAGGGCGAGAACGCCUCCGCGGAGCCUGCAGGCGAGGGUCAGGAGCGUGCAGAUACCGGUGAGCCCACGGCAGGAAGCGCCGCUGCGCGUCAUCCUCGACGUGGCUACGGAUACAAGGCAGGUUGCCUUUUACAACUAGGGUAUCCGCAUUAUAAAUCUGUGUUAAAUCUCAAGGACAUUGAAUUUCCAAUGACUUUAAGUCAAAUAAAAAAGUUUGAGAAUCUCAACGCAAUCUCCAUCAACGUAUAUACCAUCGAGAACAAGGAACAAAUAUCGAUCCUACCGAUUCGCCUCGCUGACACGAAGAAGGAGAAGCAUGUCCUACUAUACGUGGAGAAAGAUGGUGUGGGACAUUUCACAUGGAUCAAGAAUUUGUCCCGUCUCGUGAGCUCGCAACUGAGCAAAAAGAAGAAUAAAAAAUACAUUUGUGAUAGAUGUCUACAUUAUUUCAGUUCGAGCGAAAAGUUGGAGGUCCACACCAUAGACUGUGGGGAAAUGAACGAAUGUGCGAUCAGGUUACCGAGCGAAGAUGACAAGUGGCUGAGUUUUAACAACUACAGCAGGAAGGAACGUGUCCCGUUUGUUGUGUAUGCCGAUCUGGAAUGUAUCCUGACAAAACUGGAGAGAGAUCCUGAAACACCGAGCUACAAGUAUCAGCAUCAUCAAGUAUUUAGCAUAGUUUCGCCGCGAUACGGAUUGCGUUGCAUGGUUCGCCAAUGA
Wasmannia auropunctata (little fire ant) is the source of this 1068-nucleotide messenger RNA. RefSeq lists its product as uncharacterized. NCBI's taxonomy places the organism in Eukaryota, Metazoa, Arthropoda, Insecta, Hymenoptera, Formicidae. The coding region runs from base 1 to 1068 and encodes 355 amino acids. The record is from RefSeq and is a predicted model, not a curated record. The transcript has 6 exons.